Molecule: messenger RNA, 867 nt
Organism: Phalaenopsis equestris
Lineage: Eukaryota; Viridiplantae; Streptophyta; Magnoliopsida; Asparagales; Orchidaceae
Exons: 1
Coding region: 117-602 (161 amino acids)
Biological process (GO): P450-containing electron transport chain
Cellular component (GO): mitochondrion
Molecular function (GO): 2 iron, 2 sulfur cluster binding
Source: RefSeq, a predicted model, not a curated record
UCGUUUGACCCGUGUUUCUGAUACGUGUUAAAAGUAAGAGAGAGAGAGAGAGAGUGUGAGAGAGAGCCGAAGCGUGUGCUCAGCAGAGGGAGGGAGAGAAGGAAGAGCCCUAAGUCAUGACGAUCGCAGCUAUGCGGCGGCUUCCAUGCCACUUUUUCCGUUCUUCUCCUCCACUAUCCUUCUUCGCCCGCUACUCCUUCUCCUCCGCCGCCUCCUCUUCCUCCUCUUCCUCGUCCGCCAAGGUCGCCGAUCGCAUCGUAAAGCUCUUCGCAAUCGACCUCGAUGGCAACAAGCGGGAGGUCCUGGGCUUGUCCGGUCAAACCCUUCUCAAAGCCCUCACCAACGUCGGCCUCAUCGAUCCUGCGUCGCAUCGGCUAGAAGAGAUCGACUCGUGUUCGGCAGAAUGCGAGGUUCACAUCGCGCAGGAGUGGCUCGAGAAGCUUCCGCCGCCGUCCUACGACGAACGCUACGUGCUCACUCGCAACUCUCGAAAUCGCGUCCUUAACAAGCAUGCAAGGCUUGGCUGUCAGGUCGUGCUUGACCACUUCCUCCAGGGCAUGGUCGUAGCGAUUCCCGAGCCCAAGCCAUGGGACACCCCGUGAUAUAAAUUGGGAAAUCCUAGGGUUUCCAUUCUGGUUUGUUCUAUCCUGUUAAUUAUCUGGAUUUGCUCGAAAUAAUAUGGAUAAUCUGGAACUGAUCAAUCUUGAUGUGCUUUUUUUUUAUUUUAUUUUUUAGUUGUGAGGAAAUUAAGAUGGAAAAAUUUCAUUUUCCCAUUUUUCUAUUGGGAUCAUUGUAUUUAUGCAAGUGGAACUUGCUUUCCUAUGGGUUUCUGUUACGAGAUCUAUGUAUCUUUUGCCUUUUCUGCCU